GUUCGCCAGGGGAUUGGCUUGCCGCGAUCAUCACGAGGUAGCCGACACAAACGGGCCGGAAGCAGAUGGAGAAGACAGCACAUACGGUGAAAAUUUUUAUAGCGACAUUUGGUGAUCGGUCAUUGUUUUCUGUUUCGCAGCGUCAUUGGCAACAGGUGCAUAUGAUGGCAUCGUUGGUAUCACCUUGGUGGCUGUCACUGGAUACCCUAGAAAAGCCGCAACGGAAGGCGAAAAACCAAGCCUAUAGCUGUCUUGCUUAUAUCUUCAUGAGAAAGCUUAUAGUAUCAUUCUGUCAUAGUUUCCAUUGGACAUCCACGCGGACUCCUAAAGACGCACAACUCGCCUUUGCUGGCUCUGAGUCUGCGAUAAUCUUUACCAACACACUCGUUAUUACCUCUGCGAAGGGAUUUCAGCACAGUCAUGCCGCAAAAAGCCGCUCAGCAAGCUGGGAUUCCCGAAGGGCGCGGAGUCAGGUACGACGAGAUCGAUAUGGCGCUCUUCCGCGCCAAGCUCUCCUACCAUGCGACGGCCGAAGAGCGCAUGGCGUCGCGAGAUCCCAAUCUCGUCUCUAUCUCGGAACAUCAAGCGCGAUUGUUGAGGCUCUGGGAGAUGCAUCAGCACUCGAGGGAGGAAAAGAACGGCGGUAACAUGACACCGGCCGAGAGGAACCAGCUGGCGCAGUUUCAAUGGCGAUACAAACGAUUGGAGGACCUCGCCACGCAGGGCACGAGGUAGUAGCCAAGGACGAUAGCAGCAUCAACAUGAGAGUUAUUUGGAAGAGCGGCAUCAUGGGGCGUUUCGUUAGAUGUAGAUUCACGAAGCUUUUGGUUGUUGAUUCGAGACAACCGGCUGUGGGUGUUUAAAUGGCCCGUGAAUCCUGGUUGUUGUUCUGUUUCUUGUUCUUA
This is a messenger RNA of Aspergillus costaricaensis CBS 115574, 905 nucleotides long. RefSeq lists its product as uncharacterized. NCBI's taxonomy places the organism in Eukaryota, Fungi, Ascomycota, Eurotiomycetes, Eurotiales, Aspergillaceae. Bases 421 to 735 code for a protein of 104 amino acids. The record is from RefSeq and is a predicted model, not a curated record. The transcript has 2 exons.